Molecule: messenger RNA, 2908 nt
Organism: Siniperca chuatsi (mandarin fish)
Lineage: Eukaryota; Metazoa; Chordata; Actinopteri; Centrarchiformes; Sinipercidae
Product: protein mono-ADP-ribosyltransferase PARP6-like
Exons: 23
Coding region: 615-2501 (628 amino acids)
Biological process (GO): endoplasmic reticulum unfolded protein response
Cellular component (GO): intracellular anatomical structure; endoplasmic reticulum tubular network; nuclear envelope
Molecular function (GO): kinase binding; protein serine/threonine kinase activator activity; NAD+ poly-ADP-ribosyltransferase activity
Source: RefSeq, a predicted model, not a curated record
GGCAGACAGGAAGACUAAUAAAUGCCAAACAUCACCUGUAUCACCAUCCUUCAACUCUGCCACCUGGGAUCUUUGCUCUCAUCACAGUCUUAAAACUGAUUCAUGAGCCUGACUUUUCAAGAUUCUGAGGGAUAUAUCAUGUACACUGUGGAAAGGAUGGCAGUCAUGUCACAGAAAUAGGACAGAGAUACUGUAAGUGUGGAUAAAAGCGUGGACUUAAUGCCCUGGAGCUGCAGGUCUCAUCCUCAGCCUCUCCUCUGUCUGGACCAGGUUCAGCUGAUCAGGCUGUCAGUAUCUGCAGCCAAUCAUGUGACGCUGAAGUCCGAGACAUGUAGGACUUCCUGCUGUUCAAAACCAGAGGGGGAGAGGACAGCCAAACGCUAACAGCCAGCCGAGCCAUCAAACAGGAAUAUCCAUUGUUUUUGCUGUUUGAUGGUCACAUAUGGAAUUAAGAUUUUCCUUUAUGUUGUUGUAACUGCGUUGUUUGUUCAACUGGGAUAUGUGGAAACUCCAAGUGUUUCUCGGGAAGGAAAGCAUAGUGUUUAAUUGUGGCAGUCACAGUGGAGGGAACAGACUGUUGACUGUUGCUGAAGAAGUGCCAAAGAACUGAACAUAUGGAGACUGAGUGUGAGCGGUGGACGGAGAGCCAAACUGAUGAGGACAGUGACGCAGAGGAGGCCCUGUGUGGAUUCCAUGAGAGCUGUGCCACUGACCUGUUUCACCACCCCCAGCUGGAUACUGACAUAGAGGCAGUCAGGACUUUGUAUUCAGACUCUGCAGUCUCUAUCAGGGAGUAUGGGUCAAUUGAUGAUGUGGAUGUUGACUUAAACAUAAAUGCCAACUUUUUGGAUGAGGAUGUGGCCAAGGCCUGGAGGGUUAAUCCAUCAGAGCCCAUCGUUAUCCGUCUGCACUUAUCUCUGUCUCAGUAUCUGAACGGACCUGCACCUUCAGUCGAAGUCUUUCAACCAUCCAACACAGAUCAUUUCAGCCUUGGGAAACAACUACAGAAUAUUCUCACAGUCUUCUUAUCUCGGGAGUGGAAACAUCUGACCAACGAAAACAUUGUAGUCCGACAGAAGAGCAGACACAAUUGGUUCAGGCCAAGUGGAACCAUCAAGAAAUUUCGUGCAAGACUUAGCAUCUGGCUCCCACUGUCAAAGUCCAGUGAGCUCCAGGAGCCAAAGAUCAUUUUACCAGUGAUGAAACUGAACCGUUUCAAGAAUCAUACAACUUCUUACACCAUCAAGAAUCCCACAGGAGAGCUUUUCACCUACACACCCAGUGGAAAAAGGGUGGUCGUGUCGGCAGUCAAGUCAUCAGCACAGCUUAGUACCAAACAGCUGAUAGAGCUGCUUUUCUCCUCCCAGGCCAUCAGGCACUGUAAGACCACCCCGACUCUGCAGCACGGCUUCUUGGUUCAGAUAAUGAGGUACGCUGAGCAGAGAAUCCCCACGCUGAAUGAAUACUGUGUGGUCUGUGAUGAGCAACAUGUGUUUCAGAACGGCCCUAUGUUAAAGCCAGCAGUUUGCACCAGGGAGCUAUGUGUUUUUUCCUUUUAUACGUUGGGGGUUAUGUCUGGAGCUACAGAAGAGGUUGCCAGUGGUGCAGAGGUAGUUGACUUGCUGGUGGCCAUGUGCAGAGCCGCCCUUCAGUCUUCACGCAAGAGCAUCAUAUUUGAACCGUACCCAUCUGUUGUUGAUCCGAACAACCCCAAAACCCUGGCCUUUAGCCCUAAGAGAAAGAGCUACGACAGGUUGCAAAAAGCUCUGGACAGUGUCUUGUUAAUCAGGAGGAUGGCACAGGGUCCAUAUUCUGAAAUAAAGAAGCAGAUGGACAAGAUAGACCCUCUCGCUUAUCCUUUACUGCAAUGGAUUUUAGCAAGCAACAGAUCACACAUUGUCAAGCUUCCGCUGAACAGGCAACUUAAGUUCAUGCACACACCCCAUCAGUUCCUGUUGAUCAGCAGCCCUCCAUCCAAAGAGGCUCGUUUUCAAACUGCCAAGAAACUUUAUGGCAGCACCUUUGCUUUCCAUGGAUCCCACAUCGAAAACUGGCACUCUAUUUUGAGAAAUGGGCUUGUUAAUGCCUCCCAUACAAAAUUGCAGCUUCAUGGAGCUGCAUAUGGGAAAGGCAUCUAUCUGAGUCCUAUCUCAAGCAUAUCAUUUGGAUAUUCUGAGAUGGGUAAAGGGCAACACCAAAUACCCACCAAAGAAGAACUCAUUAAGCAAUACAACUACAUAAACAAAAUCAAACAGGAACAGAUGGGGCAAGCCAGGUUUUUGCAAAACAGGAACCUGAACUGCAUUGCUCUCUGUGAAGUCAUAACUUCAAAGGGCCUUCAAAAACAUGGGAACAUUUGGGUGUGUCCGAUAUCCGACCAUGUGUGCACACGUUUCCUCUUUGUGUAUGAGAACGGCCAGGUGGGCGAUGUCCACAUCAACACUCAGGAAGCCAGGAUCCACAGGGAAAUUUUACAAGUAAUUGCUUCAAAGCCGUGCUGAGGCUUGGAAGCAAGAAAACACAUUGACUGAGAAUGGGUCUCAGUUUCUUUGGGGCUAAAUUCAUUACGUUUAGCUUUCAUUGGUUUGACUAGUGAACAUAAAGCAAUGAGUUGCUUGAUAUUACAUUCAUCAGCUUUUGCUUGAAUGAAGAACGCUAACUCAAAGGAAGGAAAAUACCACCACAAAACCGAAGAAGGCAUUUCUUCUUUCUGUUAUCAGUUGCAAUAAUAUUAGAUGGAUCAAACUAGCACCUGUAAAAGCUUAUUUUGCCUUAUAUCUUAAUUUACAGUCUGGUGUAAUUUAAAUCUGUGUCUACCACCAGUAUCAUAACUCUGUACUGUAAGCACAUAUUUUGUACAUUUUUAUAACCACACAUUUUUGAAAUAAAAGUUUAAAAUAUUUGCUAA